Molecule: messenger RNA, 648 nt
Organism: Prorocentrum cordatum
Lineage: Eukaryota; Dinophyceae; Prorocentrales; Prorocentraceae
Source: the annotation of a GenBank genome assembly
GAGGGCCACCCCAGCGGGUCAACGAGGAGCGCGGUGGUUGGCGCCGUGCGAGCAGCGCCUGCGGCUCCCUGCGUGCUGGAGCCCUAUGGGCAGCCGCCUCCCGUGGGGCCGUCGAUUCGGCAGCAGCACAAGGACGCUAUCGAGUCAGCGCGCCGCCUGGACCCAGAGGUGUGCGCCGGCCAAGUGGCCCCGUGGUGCUCCAUGGAAACGCGGAGCCUCAAAGAGCGCAAAUCAAGCUGGUGCUCCUCUGCCAGCAGUCUCAGCCUGUCUCCCGCCGAUGCAGGGAACGGACGCUGGAGCAUAAACAUUCCGGUUGGAGUUCCCACUGACAUCGUGGGGAGCAGGAGGGUGAGCGUCAUAUCCCAGUUCGACUACUCCAGCGACGUCGUCGCGCGGUGGAGCCGCGUCGUCGCGCUGCUCCAGGAUAUCCGUAGCUCCGGGAUGUCCCAGCUGCACAGCGCAUGGACGGAAGCGAAAGAGUUCACCCUCUUCGUCGCCAACCCAGCGUACGACGCGAGGCGCAAGGCCGUGCACCUGCCUGACUUCCAGAGUUCGCUGGAGCUCGGGGCCAACUUCAGCUUCCAGAGGAGCAGCACGGGCUCGCUCGUCAGCGCGGGGCACCGGCCCGCGCUGCCCCGGCCGCGCGAG